AUGGCUUCGCCGCCAGACGCGGAGAGUUUGGAGUCCCGUAUCAACAGGGCCACCAAUCCAUUAAACAGAGACACAGACUGGGGCAGCAUCCAUGCUUUCUGUGACCAGCUCAACAAUGACUUGGAGGGACCUCAGUUGGCCACCAGGCUCCUUGCCCACAAAAUCCAGUCUCCACAGGAGUGGGAAGCCAUGCAGGCUCUGCUGGUGCUUGAGACCUGUAUGAAGAACUGUGGGAAACGGUUCCACAGUGAGGUGGGCAAGUUUCGCUUCCUCAACGAGCUCAUCAAAGUAGUAUCUCCAAAGUACUUGGGCUCACGGUCUCGCGAGCCGGUGAAAAAGAAAGUUGUGGAGCUGAUCUAUAGCUGGACCUUGGGACUGCCUGAGGAGGCCAAGAUCUCAGAUGCUUACCAGAUGCUGAAGAAACAAGGUAUUGUCAAAAAAGACCCAGACCUGCCACCUGACAAGCUGCUGACUCCACCUCCACCCAGACCCAAAAACGCCAUUUUUGAGGAUGAGGAGAAGUCAAAAAUGCUGUCUCGCCUGUUGAAUAGCACUCACCCGGAGGACCUGAAAGCAGCCAACAAGCUCAUCAAAGAAAUGGUUCAAGAGGACCAGAGGCGUGCAGAGAAGGUGUCCAAGCGUGUGAAUGCGAUACAGGAAGUGAAGGAGAGUGUCAGCCUGCUCACUCAGCUGCUGGAAGACUAUGACAGGAAUGACAGUGUGCAGAGCAAUGCGGAGCUCAUACAGGACCUGUACCAGCGCUGUGAGAAGAUGAGACCCACUCUGUUCAGACUGGCCAGUGACACAGAAGACAAUGACGAGGCUUUGGCGGAGAUCCUGCAGGCCAAUGACAGUCUGACGCAGGUCAUCAACCUGUACAAGCAGCAGGUGAAAGGCGAGGAGGUGAAUGGGAACAUCACUGUCAGCACACAAAGACAAACAGGUGGAAGUACGGCGCUGCUCGAUCUCUCAGGACUGGACACGUCGCCUCAGUCCCCUUCCUCCUUCCCAGAAUUCCCCACUCCCACAGACAGCCUGAACGCACCUUCCCAGGAGAUGGGGAUCAGUCUCCUUGACGACGAGCUCAUGUCGCUAGGUUUGAGUGAAGGGACUCACACAUCCAACCCUGCCUCCCAGCCCGAGGACUCAACAGCAUGGGACUCUUUCCAGUCCUCUGACAGCAUAGACACAGACACCCCUGCAGCACCAAGUCUACUGCUGAGCCCAGAUCCACCCGCCCAGUCUCAGCCCCCUUCCUCUGGGAGCUCAGCCCUAGACGAGCUGGACCUGCUGGGGAAAACCCUACUGCAGCAGUCCCUGCCUCCAGAGGGGCUGCAGGUCAAAUGGGACAAGCAACAGUCCAAACUAACUCUGCGAGAUCUGCAGAGCAUGUCUGGAUCCAGUGUGAACCCAAACCCCAUCCCAGCCUUCACUCCUGAUCAUCCUGGGGCUCUCCUGAACUCUCAGCCCAGCACUGGGGCCACAUUGCUGGAUAUGUCACCUACUCACAUAGAGACUCCCCCUCCAGAAGUCACCCUGACUGACAUUUUUGUACCGCUAGAAUUCAUCAAGCCCAGUAGUCUGUUACCAGUGACUGUGUUUGAUGGACACAGCUUGCGGGUUCUGUUCCACUUUGCCCGCAACUCACCACCAUCGCGGCCUGACGUGCUGGUGGUCAUCAUCUCCAUGCUGUCGUCCGCGCCCGUCCCCGUCACCAACAUCAACUUCCAGACUACUGCACCAAAGUCUAUGGCAGUGAAGCUACAGCCCCCAUCAGGAAUGGAGCUUCCAGCCUUUAACCCCAUCCUCCCUCCGGCUGCCAUCACACAGAUCCUGCUGCUGGCAAACCCUCACAAGGAGAGAGUCCAGUUGCAGUACAGCUUAACGUUCAGCAUGGGGGAGGAGGAGCAUGACGAGAGCGGCAGUCUAGAACAGUUCCCUCCUCCGGAGACGUGGGGGAAUCUAUAGCAUUCACACUGGAUUUCAACCUGACAGACUGUCUCUGCUCCUCUCCUCCAACUCCACACUACUUUGCACAAACUUUUUUUUUUUUAACCAUUCUGUAUUUUCUGUAUGAUUGCCCCCCUGUGCUCAAUCUCAGUAGGUGUUAUAUUUAUGCUUUGCAGAGCAAGGUGUAUGUGUCCAGGGUUAGUCUGUUGUAUGUCGCUGUUUCAGGAACAAAACAAAAAAACAAAAAAAAAGAAACAACUGCACCGCCUGCUGAUCAAGUACCGGCUGUGUCGCUUUUUUGGGUCUUCUUUUUCUUACUUUUUAACAGGUCUCCCAAAUGCUAUGAAGGAAGAAGGAUAAUUUGGUGCGUUUGUUUGAUUCAUGAAAGUGUUCGAGGUCGGGCGCCCUAUACAGAAUUUCCACUCCUGAUGGAACUGGGUUUCCCCUUCAGUGCAUGAUCCAGCGCAUCAAAAGAGGUGAAGUGGGAGUAGAUGGGAAACCCUUGUCUAAUCAGUCUCAAGCAAUUAAAAAAAAUAAUCAGAAUACGUUGUGCUGUCUCUAUGAUCAGUCUUUAUUUAACAAUGUGUUAAUAUUGAUUACGUUAAUAACUGCAUCCUUUGAUUUGCACAGGUAAUUGUUUAGCACUGUAUUUGUUCUUUUUCCUGUUAUGUAAAUAGGUUAUUGUGACAUCAAGUUUGUUUGAUUUUUGCCAUAUGUGCCUAUUUUGCAGUAUCACUCAUGUUUCAUAUGCUGUGUUCUGGUUCAGAUCCACUUUAAGCAUGGAUGUCUUUCAUUUCAUCUGUUACAUGUUGAGGUCACAUUAAAAGGUCUAUUACAAAAUAAUCUUAGUUUUCAGCAUUGAGAAGCAAUUCAAGAAUCUUCAGUUUUGAGGGGAAAACAAAUAUUUACCUUAGAAGUGGUACAAUUUAAGUUUCUGCUCUUACUAGGACAACUCGGAUGUCAGCGGUGGGGUUAGCAAGAUCAACCCCAACCAAUUAUUCUGGGCAGCAUCUGUCAAAUCUUCAGAUUUCUUCAGUCAGCAAUGCAUGAUAGCCACACCGAGCGAGUCACAUCCCACUGCAUUACUGAACUCUAAUACAGCUGCUUUGUAAAUAGUUAUCGGGCAGUUCUGAAAGAGCAUAACACUGAAAACCGAAAUCUAAAAUAAAGGUCUUUUUUUUUUUCCCUUUGCAAUUUGAAACAUGUCUUUUUUUUGUGUCGCAUAAUCAUUACGUGCCCUGUAAUGCCAGCGUACCCACCCAACUUCAAUCUAUGACCUCCAAAGCCAACAUACUUGCUGUUAAUUUCCACGAUAGUGUUAAACUAC
This is a messenger RNA of Lampris incognitus (smalleye Pacific opah), 3277 nucleotides long. RefSeq names its product ADP-ribosylation factor-binding protein GGA1-like. NCBI's taxonomy places the organism in Eukaryota, Metazoa, Chordata, Actinopteri, Lampriformes, Lampridae. Gene Ontology annotation, biological process: intracellular protein transport; vesicle-mediated transport. Gene Ontology annotation, molecular function: phosphatidylinositol binding; small GTPase binding; ubiquitin binding. The transcript is spliced from 17 exons. Bases 1 to 1968 code for a protein of 655 amino acids. The record is from RefSeq and is a predicted model, not a curated record. Gene Ontology annotation, cellular component: trans-Golgi network.